Messenger RNA from Balaenoptera acutorostrata (minke whale), 3145 nucleotides. It is a transcript of the gene SKOR2, whose product is annotated as SKI family transcriptional corepressor 2. NCBI's taxonomy places the organism in Eukaryota, Metazoa, Chordata, Mammalia, Artiodactyla, Balaenopteridae. Gene Ontology annotation, cellular component: transcription regulator complex; nucleus. The coding region runs from base 1 to 3045 and encodes 1014 amino acids. The transcript has 8 exons. The record is from RefSeq and is a predicted model, not a curated record. Gene Ontology annotation, biological process: negative regulation of transcription by RNA polymerase II; negative regulation of BMP signaling pathway. Gene Ontology annotation, molecular function: DNA-binding transcription factor activity, RNA polymerase II-specific; RNA polymerase II cis-regulatory region sequence-specific DNA binding; SMAD binding.
AUGGCUUCCAGCCCGCUGCCGGGGCCCAACGAUAUCCUGCUGGCAUCACCGUCGAGCGCCUUCCAGCCCGACGCGCUGAACCAGCCGCGGCCGGGCCACGCCAACCUGAAACCCAACCAGGUGGGCCAGGUGAUCCUCUACGGCAUUCCCAUCGUGUCGUUGGUGAUCGACGGGCAGGAGCGCCUAUGCCUGGCGCAGAUCUCCAACACCCUCCUCAAGAACUUCAGCUACAACGAGAUUCACAACCGCCGCGUGGCGCUGGGCAUCACGUGCGUGCAGUGCACGCCGGUGCAGCUGGAGAUCCUGCGACGCGCCGGGGCCAUGCCCAUCUCAUCGCGCCGCUGCGGCAUGAUCACUAAGCGUGAGGCUGAGCGUUUGUGCAAGUCGUUCCUAGGCGAAAACAGGCCCCCCAAGCUGCCUGACAACUUCGCCUUCGACGUUUCGCACGAAUGCGCCUGGGGCUGCCGCGGCAGCUUCAUCCCCGCGCGCUACAACAGCUCCCGCGCCAAGUGCAUCAAAUGCAGCUAUUGCAACAUGUACUUCUCGCCCAACAAGUUCAUCUUCCACUCCCACCGUACGCCCGACGCCAAGUACACGCAGCCGGACGCAGCCAACUUCAAUUCGUGGCGCCGUCAUCUCAAACUCACUGACAAGAGCCCCCAGGACGAGCUAGUAUUCGCCUGGGAGGACGUCAAGGCCAUGUUCAACGGCGGGAGCCGGAAGCGCGCGCUGCCCCAGCCGGGCGCGCAUCCCGCCUGCCACCCGCUCAGCUCGGUCAAGGCGGCCGCUGUGGCAGCGGCGGCGGCGGUGGCGGGAGGUGGGGGACUGCUGGGCCCGCACCUGCUGGGGGCGCCCCCGCCGCCGCCCCCGCCACCUCUGGCCGAGUUGGCGGGCGCGCCGCACGCGCAUCACAAGAGGCCGCGCUUCGAAGACGACGACGACUCGCUGCAGGAGGCGGCUGUCGUGGCCGCCGCCAGUCUUUCGGCCGCCGCCGCCAGCCUCUCGGUGGCCGCGGCCUCCGGCGGCGCCGGAGCGGGCGGGGGUGGCGCGGGGGGCGGCUGCGUGACGGGCGUUGGCGCCGGCGCGGGCGCGGUGGCUGGCGCCAAAGGGCCACGCAGCUAUCCGGUCAUCCCGGUGCCCAGCAAGGGCUCGUUCGGGGGCGUGCUGCAGAAGUUCCCAGGCUGCGGGGGGCUCUUCCCGCAUCCUUACACCUUCCCGGCUGCAGCCGCCGCCUUCGGCCUGUGCCACAAGAAGGAGGACGCGGGCGCCGCGGCCGAGGCCCUGGGGGGUGCGGGCGGCGCGGGCGCGGCGCCCAAGGCCGGCCUGUCGGGCCUCUUCUGGCCCGCGGGCCGCAAGGACGCCUUUUACCCUCCCUUCUGCAUGUUCUGGCCUCCGCGGACCCCGGGCGGGCUUCCCGUGCCCACAUACCUACAGCCCCCGCCGCAGCCGCCCUCGGCGCUCGGCUGCGCGCUGGGAGAAAGCCCGGCCCUGCUGCGUCAGGCCUUCCUGGACCUGGCCGAGCCCGGCGGCGCGGGCGGGAGCGCCGAAGCGGCCCCCACGCCGGGUCAGCCCCCUCCGGUCGUCGCCAACGGCCCGGGCUCCGGCCCGCCGCCUCCUGCGGGCGGGGCGGGCGCUCGCGACGCGCUCUUCGAGUCGCCCCCGGGCGGCAGCGGCGGGGACUGCAGUGCGGGCUCCACGCCUCCGGCCGACCCGGGCUCCGUGUCUGGGGCUGGGGCCGCGGCCGCCGGAGCGUGCCCCAUGGGUGCCCGAGUGCCCGCGCCCCACCACCCGCACCUCCUGGAGGGGCGCAAAGCCGGCGGAGGCAGCUAUCACCAUUCCAGCGCCUUCCGGCCGGUGGGCGGCAAGGACGACGCAGAGAGCCUGGCCAAACUGCACGGGGCGUCCGCGGGCGCGCCACACUCGGCCCAAGCGCAUCACCACCACCACCACCACCACCCGCACCAACACCACCACCACCAUCAUCCCCCGCAGCCGCCGUCACCGCUGUUGCUGCUGCCCCCGCAGCCCGACGAGCAGGGUUCCGAGCGCCACCACCCAGCCCCGCCGCCGCCCCCGCCCCCGCCCCCGCCCCCGCCGCCUCCGCUGGCCCCGCAGCCGCACCACCGAGGCCUUCUGUCCCCCAGUGGCACCAGCUGCAGCUACCCCAGCGAGGACACCUCCGAGGACGAGGACGACGAGGAAGAAGAGCAGGAGGUGGACGUGGAGGGCCACAAGCCCCCCGAGGGCGAGGAAGAGGAGGAGGAAAGUCGAGACCCCGAGGACGACGAGGAGGAAGACGAGGAGACAGGGGUCCUGCUAGGGGACCCUUUAGUCGGGGGCGGCCGAUUCCUCCAGGGCAGAGGGCUGUCGGAGAAGGGGAGCAGCCGGGACCGCCCGCCGGCUGCCGCGGGCGCUUUCCCACUGGCCCUGAACUCCUCCAGGCUGCUGCAGGAGGACAGGAAACUGGGUGACCCGGGCGGCGGGGACCUGCCCCCGCCCCCGCCCCCGCCCCCGCCGCUGGCCUCCCAGAAAUCAAGCGGCGGCCUUAGCAGCAGCCCGGGCAGCCCGGUCCACCAUCCAUCACUGGAGGAGCAGCCCUCCUACAAAGAUAAUCAGAAAACUAAGGAAAAUAACCAAGUUAUUUUAUCUACAAAGGAUGACAACAACUUUUCAGAUAAGAACAAGGAGCAUAGCUUUUUCAUCACAGACUCUGAUGCUUCCGGAGGAGAUUUUUGGAGAGAAAGAUCAGGUGAACACACACAAGAGACGAAUUCACCUCAUUCACUCAGAAAGGAUGUAGAAAAUAUGGGGAAAGAAGAACUUCAGAAGGUUUUAUUUGAACAAAUAGAUUUGCGGAGACGACUAGAACAAGAAUUCCAGGUGUUAAAAGGAAAUACAUCUUUCCCAGUAUUCAAUAAUUUUCAGGAUCAAAUGAAACGGGAACUAGCCUACCGAGAAGAAAUGGUGCAACAGUUACAAAUUAUUCCCUAUGCAGCAAGCUUGAUCAGGAAAGAAAAGCUAGGUGCCCAUCUCAGCAAAAGCUAAAAGGUGCACAGAACCACUUACUCUUGUUCUCUUGUAAGAUACAGACUGCCCCUGAGCACUUCCGACCCGCACAGAGACUGCAAAUUGAAAGGGCUUGGGA